Messenger RNA from Phycomyces blakesleeanus NRRL 1555(-), 1530 nucleotides. RefSeq lists its product as hypothetical. Bases 1 to 1530 code for a protein of 509 amino acids. The transcript has 4 exons. Gene Ontology annotation, molecular function: ATP binding; protein kinase activity. Gene Ontology annotation, biological process: protein phosphorylation. Lineage: Eukaryota; Fungi; Mucoromycota; Mucoromycetes; Mucorales; Phycomycetaceae. The record is from RefSeq and is a predicted model, not a curated record.
AUGACAUCAAUUUUCACUUUCGGCUUCAACCGACACUCCAAAGACAGCAGCAACAACAACAACAACAGCAACAGCAACAGCAAUAACAACAGUAAUAUCCACGAAAGCAGUAACAAUAGUAAUAGCAAUAGCAAUAGCAGUAGUAUUCAUCCUCUUCAAGACCUUCAAAAUGUCAUCAAACGACUAGAUCCCAGUCGAUGGUGGGCUCAACUACGACAUAAACAACCCCCGGACACCGAGACCUACCAAUGGCGCACUCUAUCUCCAGACGUACCACCUCUCCCUUUUACAGGAAUUCAAUCGGCAAUCUUGAGGACCGACACAACACAAACCCUCAAUUCAAACUUAAUACGUGAUAGAUCAGCUGUUGCAAUUGGUACCUUUUUACCAAAGGCUCCACCAAACAAGCGCCAGCGGCCUCCAUUUUCUCCUUUUGACCGAACGAGUACUCGAUCAGAAACAAGAACCCUUUAUACAAUUGUCGAAGAAAGUGAUGUGCUACUGGUUCCAGAUCCACUAUUACACUCUGUAUUGAGGGUAGAAGAAGAGCUCUUGCUAGUAGACGACAGCUGCAAUUUCAAUGACAUGCUCACCACCCAAUCCUCCGAUUGUAUUACUCACCACAGCUCCAUUGGCUCUUCUCAUUCUUCAUUCGACCCACAUGAUGAGUUACAAGAAGUCUGUGCGCCACGAGAACAGGUUGCACCUGUACAUCUACCUGUCGCUGUAAAAAAAGACGAAAACGAAAACAAAAACAAAAACAAAAACGAAGACGAAGACGAAGACGAAGACGAAUUAAAUAAUCAAGACAUCAUCAAACAAAAAUUUAUCAGCAUGAUAAAUGUUGCAAUCGCCUAUAGACAGAAACACAUACACGACGCUCCAAUAGAGACCCAAGUCGUCUUUGAUUACAACAACAAUGUUCGCCAAAUGAGAAUGUUGAUUAACGGCAAUGUUGAAUACCUAGAUUUUAAUGGAAAUCCACAAUAUAUACCACCAGAAGUAUCGAUAAAUAGAAAAUAUGACACAGAAAUGGCUGAUGUCUGGGUUCUUGGCGUGUCUCUCUAUCGUAUGCUUGCAGGCAAGUAUCCUUUCGAAGCGCCCAAUGAUCGAAUACUGUUUGAGAAAAUGCUGCAAAGCGACUAUAUUUUUCCAGACAGUAUACCACCAGAUGCAGUGGACUUGAUACAGCUUAUGCUUGUUCCAGACAAUACCCGGAUUCCUUUAGACUUCAUAAUAUCCCACCCUUGGUUAGAUCCACCAGAUAGAGAUGACAUUCUAGAGCCACCCAACCCAUUUGGACAUCGAUUCACCAAGUCCCCGCCACCUCUUGACUCACCGUCUUUACCAAGAUCACGUUCGGUUGAAUUCCAAAAACCACCCAAGCAAAAGAAGUUUGUCAAACGCAAAAUAUCCCGGCUAGUUGGACUCUUAUUUAAAGGACCAAACCAGCCACCCCAAUACCCUUAUCGUGAUCUUGCAAAUGUCGGACGACCUGCUACUACUACUAUUAUAAAUAUUAUCAAUUGA